AACAAACUAAAACAAUAGCAUUGGCAGCAGUAUGGAGGACCUGUUUCUUUUAAUAAUAAAGGAGUCGACGGGAACCAAGCACAAUGCCCUGCGACAAACUGCACAAAUUGCCUAUGACAAAUUAUAUCGACAGCAUGGUAUACACAGGGAUCCAUCACAUGAACUACGUUCAGUGUGUUUUACAGCCUUACAAAUGGCUUUGGAUACCAAACGUCCAAAAUUUGUAACAAUGGGCCUAAAUGGAUUGCAUAGAAUAAUCAAAGAUGAACGAUUCUAUAUUGGUCUGGAACCUGAAGAUGAUUCCGUUUGGUUACCGUCACAACUGUUGAGAGCCACCUCGGGUAUACUGCCCACAAACAAUAAUGAGGACACUGUUGUUAAUGUGCUACGUCUCUUUUUGGCAAUGGCAUGUUCUCCGGCAUGCACCCUAAAUGGCAGAUUAUUAAUUGAGAUACUAUCGCGUUGUGGCGAAUGCUGGGAAUUAGGAUCACGAGCAAUUAAGGCGGCAUCUUUGGCGGCAGCAUCGCAAUGUUUGAGAACAUUCUGCACAUUUCUAAUCGAGGAGGCCGAAGAUGUAAAGAAAACCGCUCCCGCUGGUUUGAUGACCCAAACACAGGCUACUGCCGUGUACAACGAAGUAAUACCGGUAAUGCAAUGGCUCUGUAGCCGCCUUGUAGAACCGAACGUAAACAAUUCGCCGAAUAAAAAAGUGGAGAAUACCUGUACCCUAUAUUUAACCGAAUGCAUUUUGACAUUGACAUCGUCUCUGCCACGCAAUGUCUAUGCCAAUCCACAUUUCACUUCGUUUUUGUGGCAGAAAUUUUGCCCAACAUUGGCAGCAGCUUUGGGGUCGCCGGGCCGUGUCAAUUUGGAUAAGAAAUUUACCUAUAAGGACGCUCUUCAUAUUAUAGAGAAUGAGGCACGAGGCUUCUUUACUGGACCUGGUCUGGAUGGCGCACAGGCACGUUGUGUUUAUUUAACGGGCAUACAACUGCUGCGCAUUGCAGGUUCCCAUGGCUCAUUAAGGCCAAUGUUGGAAGCCUUGUUCCAUCGCAUGUUAUUAUUGCCGACACCCCAAAAUCGCACAGAACCCCUGAAAUGUGUGCGAGAGAUAUUCAAAAGCCCAGAACGUUUAAUCGACCUUGCGGUCAUUUUAUAUGCCGAUAAAACCACUCCAACAGGAUGUAGUGACGAAAUGGCUCUAUUUCGACUGAUGAUUGAUGCCAUGGAGGAGUGUGCAUAUGGCACUGGUAGCGGCAAUGGGGCCGGCUUUGUCGUAGAGGCCAGUCUGCAGGCCAGUGUUGAAUGUAUGGUUGCAUUGCUACAAAGCUUACAGGUGUUGUGCACGGGAGAGAUCAAUGAGACGAUCAUCAGUGAUCAAAUUGUGAAUGUGGUCAACAGCCGAUAUGGGCAACUGAAGGAUGCUGACUACACCGGCCCAUUGACAUAUCAAUCAAUGGCACGUUUACCACCCUCCUAUCGAGAUGCUGUGGUCGAAUUUCGCCAGAGUGUGUAUGAAGCUUCCUCGGGAUCGGAAAGCGAUGGUGAUCAGCAUGUGGAGAAUGAUGUUGUUUCCAAUGGUUCGGGCGACACCGAAGGUCCCGAAGAGGAGGAGCAUUCCACCUCAAGUGAUGAAGCUUCACGCGGCGAACUGAAUCGUUGGCCUUACACAAAUUUGGAAGUACCCGUAUUUCCCAUACGUUCCGAUGUCGAUGCCGAUCGGCAACAUGCCCGAGAUUUUGCCAAGGCCUUGUGUGUAGACUUGGUGCCCAAGUUGGCAAGACUCAGAUCAUGUAUUGAGGUCGAUGAGGCGAUGCAAGAGUUUGCCUCGGCUGUAUGUCAAGAGAAUAGCGCAAACAUUUCCGACUUCGACUACAAUUUCACCAUCAUCAAUGCUGACGGCAUAUACUUGGCAAUCUACUCAGCACUGCUACUCAGCUGGCAGCUAAAGAAGGCUGGUUACUAUGCGGACAUGCAAAAAGAGAUCAUGAUACCUAUGUCGGAGCAACAGUUUGUAACUUCGGUACAGAAUACCGGUGUUUUGGUUUAUCUUUCGUCGGCCUGGCUCUGCGAGCUCUAUCAGAGCGUUUUGGUGACCAAUCUUUUGGAAUCAUUGGAUAGGAACGAUCAAGAUUCACGAUGUGCCUUGAUUGAUAUGCUAUGCGAUGCAGGAGGCUUGGGACCCACACAGAUGAUGUGCGAAUGGCAACGUCUUCAAACGGCAAAUGUUAAAUACACCGACGAUGAACAGUCCAGUGCUCGUCGUGAGGCGGCCAAGAAGUUAAGUAGACGUUUGCUCACCUGUUGCUGGGAUUCGAUGGUAAUGGUGCUAAGUUCAGGCUUGGGUGAUCUACCCAGUUCCAGCUCAAGUAAAUUUGUUGCACUCUCCAAGAGAACAUUGCGAGUGAAGAGCAAAAGUACCAAGUCCAACGGAGAGGCAUUGUAUGCCAUGUGUCUGGAUGGUUUGCAUUCGGCCGCUACUUUAAGCAAUAACUUGAAUUUGCAACACUUGGCAGGAAAAAUUCUAAAUCUAUUGGCUUCUAAUGUUUGCCAGACAACUGGACCACGCAUCUCCGCCAGUCAGGCCAUGUCCAUGGAUGUGGUGCUUAGCGGUGGUCUGAAUUUGGGUUCCUAUAGUCCAGAUUGUUGGCAAUCCAUAUUUGCGGUGUGUCGGCAUGUCAGCCAACUGGAACAUGACAUGUUUAGCAUGAGAAACCCUUCGGUGCCCUCCUCUUCACCGAAUGCCAAUCGUGAUAUUGAAACGGGCGAGAAGUUACAGUGCAACGGAGGUCAGAAUGACAAACUUAAUUUGGCCUCAAUACCCAUUGACGAUGAUGAGACGUGCGUCGAUGUAUACAGCUUCCUGCAAGCACCCUUGCAGAGUCCGAAUACGAAUAUCACAUCAAUUUUGAAGGUGUAUUCGGGCACCAAUGAAACGGUAUUGCUUAGUCCCAACGAUACUACCAAGGUGUUGUGUGGCCUCUCCCAUCAGGCCGAGAACUUGUUCAGUGAUGCUGCAGAACGUUUAAGUUUACCUUCGUUAUGCCAGUUUCUCAAGAAUUUGUGUCGAGCCUCCAGGGAACAGCUGUACAAGAAUACAGCAACUCGUAAGGGCGGUAGCCGAGUUUGGUGGCCUAGCAAGGGAUGGCGCAAACACGAUUCUCUACCCAUGUCAUUGCUAUUACAUCGCAUUGGCGAUGUUACCCUCAAGGUGUUUCGCAGUCCCCGACCUUUGUUGCACAUACUAAAGGUUUGGGCCAUAACGGGACCGCAUCUAAUGGACACGGCCUGUCAUCGUGACAGGGUGAUAUCGAAACGAGCCAUUGAAUACAUUCACGAUAUCGUAACAGCCCUGCUGGUAGAGCAAUCCGAGUUGCCAUAUUUCCACUUCAAUGAGGCGUUGCUCAAGCCUUUCGAGAAUUUGCUAAGCAUGGACAAUUGUGACUCCGAUGUACAGGAUCAAAUUGUAGCGUGUCUCUAUGAAAUUGUUGAGGCACAUCGCACAGAGAUACGUUCGGGAUGGCGUCCACUAUUCGGAACAUUACGAAAUGCCCGCUCACGGAUGCUGAGCACCAGCAACAUAAUCGAUAUUUUCCGGGUAUUUUUGGAUUCGGAUAAUACCUUGGUAUUUGCCAAUGCUGGCUUGGACUGCAUUCUGUGUCUGCUGUCCUUCUUGGAAGUGCCAGGAAGUGGCAACGGUGGUGGUGGUGGCAACAGCGGUAGUAGCAACGGAAAUGGCAAUAACACGGACUCCAAUGAGGAACCCAACUUUAGACCAACCGAGUUCCUACACGAAACCCUGCGUUUUCUGGAGCGUUGCUCUUCCAUACUCGGCUUCAUGUAUAACAUGCCAAAGUGUCCGAAUUUCCAUUCGACCUACAAGAUCAAGGGCAUAUCUUAUACACACAUCAUCGAUGCCAAUAUUCCCAACUCCAUGGAGAACUUCACCUACUUUGGCAAUGACUAUUUGCAGACCAAAAACGAACAGCACAUGAUCUCCUAUCGGUCACUGCACAUCGACAAGGAGAACAUUGUGAAGAUCGAUGAAAUGGACAAGCCUUCGGGAGUACUGAAAGUGUGGUUCCUGCUACUCGAUGGUCUCACCAACUCCCUCAUUGUGUGUCCCUACUCACACCAGGCUCCAAUUUUGCAGACCAUUUUUAAACAUUUCAAGAACCUGCUAAGCAAUCCAGGCAUAGAAUUCGGAUUCUACUGCAUUAAUCAUCUGCUAAUACCGAUGAUUCAGGACUGGUUGCGGUACAUCAAUAAGACCGGCACCUCGUGGCAGCUGGUGGAGAAGAAUUUCAAGCAUUGCUGUUGCAUGACAACAGAUUUGGUGGUGGAUUUCAUAAAAAUGUCCGUACCAGAGGUCCAGAAACAAACCUCCAAUACACGGACCAGAGUUACACAAAUUGUCCAGCCCAGUGAUAACUCCUAUUCGAAGUUGAAAUUUGUCACCGAACCGUUGGAGGAGAGGAGUCAUCCGCAAACGGACUACAAUACCACGACAAAUGACGAGAACUCGUCGUCAGAUACUAAGGAGUCCUUGACGAAGGUGUCAAAUUCCGCAACACUGGCUCUGAAGCAGUUGCUGCUCGUACUCAUCGAGUGUGCGGCGCAGGUGCAGGAAACGGUGGCCCGGGUAGGUGUUUCUUGUCUGAAGCAUGUUAUACUCUCCACCGGAACUCUCUUCAAUGAAUACCAAUGGAUGAUUGCCUGCUCGGCCAUACACAGAGCCUGCACUGUCACCAUCGCUCCCUUGCGACAACUAUCCUUUGCUUUCCAUGAAAAAUCCAAUAGCUUCUAUGGAGACUGUGCGAAUGUCAAGGUUGCCGCCAGGCGUGACAGCACCGUGGAAGAAUUGACACGUAUAUAUUCAUUGGCCCAGCAGGUCUUUUUGUCGGACAAUCAAAGGGAGCCGGGAACGACGAAGCCCAAUAGCCACUUGGACAAACAUUUAACGGAUGACCGAAGCUACUCCUUCCUACUUUAUCCCCAAAACAAUGGCUUCAACUCGAACCUGGAUAAUUUUGUAAUUCGAAUACCCUUCAAGACAUUGGUGGUUGGAUUGUUGGCCAAUCAAAUGCUGCUGCAGUUGGUGGCCAAGUUACUUUUGUCUCGUCUCAAAUGUGUUCCUCAGGCUGUGUCCACGUGCAUUUUCGACAACUACACAACGGCCAGCCAACAGACUUACGACUAUGAUUUGGACUUUCGCUCAAAAGAAAUACUACUACGUUGCUGCCUGCAGUUCCUAACGAGCGCUUUGGAGUUUGACUCACGCCCAGGCCUGAAAUUCCUAAUGCAAAAGGUGGCCAAUAUCGAAUACGCCGCCAAUCUCUACAAACAAAUGACAUCGUCGUGGAUGAUCUACUACAUUGCUCUGGUCGAUUCCUAUCUAAAUGACAUAGUUAUCUACAAUCUGGGACCGGAGGAUCUUAAUUUCAUACUGGAAUCCUGUUCUAGGCUCAACACCACCAAGGUCAAGAAAAAGGAAAACUUUGUGCGUUACCUAUUCUGUCUACAGGACGCUUGGAAUUUGGUCUGUGAGCUGUAUCUAAGCAAUUCCACCCUGCACGACAUAGAGAAUGGGCGUCUGCGCAAUUCCGACACAGAACUGAAACACUUGGCGUCAGGAUCGGCCCGGCCCAUCAAGUCCAUGUGCAUAACAAUAAAUGGAAACUUUGAGAAUGGCAAUGGUUCUAGUUUUUCCGAGACCACAGAUUAUUCGCCCAAUAAAUUCACCCAACAAAUGGCCGAGGAGGAAAGCAUUACCAUGACCACAUUGAUCAGUGAAUUCCAGCCGAAGAGUCGCAACAAUCCAUUCGAUACAAAUCGUCCGCAAAAGACGGAAGCGGAAUCCAUUUCGCCGGAAAUUGAACAGCAGAGGGCCACCAGUAUCCUCAAGGAUUCGAAUUACAAAAGGGCAGCCUUGGCUCAACUUGUUGUGGCAUCCAUGGAGUUGUUACGUUCACUGCCCGCAGAAGCUGAGAGCAAUUUGCGUCUGCUAAUGACGCCAACAAUACGCGAAGCAUUCCGUCUGGUCCAGUUACAGGGUAACGAAUUAAAAGUUAAUCAAUUUUAGGUUUUGCUUGUUGAGUUUUAUUUUGAUUUGU
Musca vetustissima is the source of this 6113-nucleotide messenger RNA. Its product is annotated as brefeldin A-inhibited guanine nucleotide-exchange protein 3. The coding region runs from base 32 to 6082 and encodes 2016 amino acids. Gene Ontology annotation, biological process: regulation of ARF protein signal transduction. The transcript is spliced from 7 exons. The record is from RefSeq and is a predicted model, not a curated record. Gene Ontology annotation, molecular function: guanyl-nucleotide exchange factor activity. NCBI's taxonomy places the organism in Eukaryota, Metazoa, Arthropoda, Insecta, Diptera, Muscidae.